AUGGAGGGAGUUUAUAAAAUCAAUACGGAUGCUGCUAUGUUUGAGGACUCUCAGAUAGGAUUGGGUGGCGUUGUGAGAGACUUCGAAGGCAAUGUCGUGGUGGCUAUGUGUAACAAGGUGGUUGGGUCCAAUGAUGUAGCUGUGGCGGAAGCGCUGAGUGCAAGACAAGGAGUUCAAGUUGCAUUGGAGGCUGGCUUUACGAAUUUAGUCCUUGAAGUUGAUAAUAUACGAGUGUUUCGGAGCUUGCAAGAUCGCCGUUUUGAUGCAGCACCUUUUGGGAUUAUUAUUCGUGAUAUUCUUCGUUUUGAACACCAAUGUAGCAAACUAGUUUUUUCGCAUGUUAAAAGGAUAGGUAAUUGUGUGGCUCAUGGUCUAGCUAAGUUGAGUCAGGCUUACAAUGGCUUACAUGUCUGGUUGGAGGAAGCACCUACUGAGGUGACUCGUUAUGUACUUGCUGAUAAGUUUGAUGAGUAA
Messenger RNA from Beta vulgaris subsp. vulgaris (sugar beet), 474 nucleotides. RefSeq lists its product as uncharacterized. Gene Ontology annotation, molecular function: nucleic acid binding; RNA-DNA hybrid ribonuclease activity. The transcript has a single exon. NCBI's taxonomy places the organism in Eukaryota, Viridiplantae, Streptophyta, Magnoliopsida, Caryophyllales, Amaranthaceae. The coding region runs from base 1 to 474 and encodes 157 amino acids. The record is from RefSeq and is a predicted model, not a curated record.